Molecule: messenger RNA, 2354 nt
Organism: Hippocampus zosterae (dwarf seahorse)
Lineage: Eukaryota; Metazoa; Chordata; Actinopteri; Syngnathiformes; Syngnathidae
Gene: pde12
Product: phosphodiesterase 12
Exons: 7
Coding region: 325-2136 (603 amino acids)
Biological process (GO): nuclear-transcribed mRNA catabolic process, deadenylation-dependent decay
Cellular component (GO): mitochondrion
Molecular function (GO): 3'-5'-RNA exonuclease activity
Source: RefSeq, a predicted model, not a curated record
AUGCAAUAGAGUUUUAUUUUGAGGACUCGUCACGUUGCAAAGCCGUAGAAGAACACACUCGUCAUAACUUCGACGAUCGCCUAACUGCAAUUAAUGUGAUACAAUUCUGUUAAUUCUGAUUUCACUAAUCAUUUUCGAACAGUAUUAUAAAGUGAGUGUAUCAUUUUCACUUUAUAUCAAAUCGCAUAAAAACAAACGAAAUCCGCACUUUGGUUCGCUGGUGACACCAGGAAGUAGACAUCCCCCAUUGCGGUUGUCUCUCUCCAGUUCCGGGCCAUCCGAGUCGUGUUUAGCCCGGUUUUGGAAGUCACCACGUCGGGAUUCAUGUUCAACAAACUCGCCGCUGCCUUCCUUCCAUUUUACCGUCGCCUCCUCCCCGACUCGUCGCUCGCGCCAUUGACACGGGCGCGCCGCCUCCUCGGCAACAUGGAGCCGGCCACGGUGAGAUGCGUCGCCGGGGAGCCCAAGAUGACCAUCUCGUUUCGCGUGGACGGCAGUCAGAAGCAUAUGCAACGGGAGCAGGACGAACCGCUGGGCAAGCUCCUGUCCCGCAUCGCCUGCACCCUCGCGAAGGGUAAAACCAAGGCAAAGAAGGCAAAGAGGAACGCGGGACAUCAGCAGCCGACGGCGGCGGGCGACACUCCGGAGCCCGCCGUGGUGAAGCUCUACGUUGACGGCGGCGAGGUGCCGCAGACUGUGCUUAACGCUGAGGCAUGGCGGGACGGGGCCGUGCUGCAGUUGGGCGACGUCCGGUACUCUGUCCGCCGGAACGAGCCCACCUUCACCACCGCUGAGCUACCGGCCUCGCUGCUGGCCGGCUUCCCCGUAUGUCCCAGGCUGGAGAUGGAGUUCGGAGAUCUGGACCACUGUGACUUUACGUGGUACAAGGAGAAGAGCCCAAACUCCAGCGGUAAAGCCGCCGGUGAAGGGAGCGCUCCGGACGCUGCCUGGACUGAAGUGGGCCAAACCCGAGUCUACGUCCCGUCCAACCAGGACAUCGGCUGCCGGCUGAAACUACACAGCACGCCCAAAGACCGCGGCGGGCGCCACGGCCAACCCGGCGAGCUUCUCUCCGUCGGCGCCGUGGAGGCAGGGCCGGGCACGUGCACCUUCGACGAGCGCCACGCGUACACGGCCAAGGAGGCGGCGUGGCCGUCGCUGCGCGUGGUCUCCUACAACAUCCUGGCCGACGUCUACGCGCAGACGGAGCUGUCCAAGACGGUGCUGUACCCCUACUGCGCCCCCUACGCCCUGGAACUAGAUUACAGGCAGAGUCUGAUCAAGAAGGAGCUGGCUGGAUACCACGCCGAUGUGGUCUGUCUGCAAGAGGUGGACAAAGGAGUGUUUUUGGACAGUCUGACUCCAGCUCUCGAUGCCUUUGGCCUGGACGGCGUUUUUAAGCUAAAAGAGAAGCAACACGAAGGAUUGGCGACCUUCUACCGCAGGACAAGAUUCAAGCUGCUGAGUUGCCACGACAUCACGCUGAGCGAGGCGCUGACAUCGGACGCGGCCCAUGCCGAGCUGCUGGAGAGGCUCUCGGCCAACGACGCCUUGAGAGAGAAGAUUGUGAAGCGCUCCACCGCUUUGCAGGUCAGUGUGCUGGAGGACCUCCACCAAGCAGGCAGGAAGGUGUGUGUGGCCAACACACACCUGUACUGGCACCCUCAAGGCGGUAACGUCCGCUUGGUCCAGAUGGCCGUGGCUCUGCAGCACCUGAGUCAUGUGAUCGGCAAGGUGGCCCCGGGAGCUCCGUUGGUCUUCUGCGGUGACUUCAACUCCUCACCAAACUCCGGUGUUCUCCAGCUGCUCACCGAGGCCUCGCUCUCCCGGCAGCAUGCCGACUGGAGCAGCUCGGGUCCCCAGGAGGAAGAUUCACCGUCGUCUUUGCUGGCAAUGGACUUGAUCUCGCCGUUUCCGCCCCUGCUGAGCGCCUGCGGGCCACUGGCCUACACCAACUACGUGGGCGGCUUCCAAGGCUGCCUGGAUUACAUCUUCAUCCAGCCGCACAGCAUGCGGGUGGAGCAGGUCGUCCCCAUGCCGGCCCACCACCUGGUCACCACCUACACGGCGCUGCCGAGCGUGGCCCAUCCGUCGGACCACAUCGCGCUGGUCUGCGACCUACGCUGGGAACCCUGAAUACGAGAGAUUUCUUAAUUCUUAAAAUCAUCAUGCCAGAUUUUAUUUAAAGUAAAAUUAUUUUAAUCGCUGCUAUUCAAUGUCAGUCUGGCUGCUUGAGUUAUGGUUCUCUUGGCAUGAUAAUGCUCGAUAUAUUAAUCAGAAUGCAUUUCUUUUUUUUUUGUAAUUUAAAGAAAAAAAUAUUUGAACUGAACUGAAAAUAAACAAUUUCAGUUUUA